AUAGAGAGGUAUUUGGGAUUGCGCCUGAUUUCUUACAGUGUGUUGUUUUUCCGGCUGAAGAUGUGUCACUUGAACACAGUUGAAGCAGAGAUAACAGUUUGGAGCACAUCUGCAAGCUUUAUGUCUUAAUUAUUUUUACUAAAUUAACUAGAAAACAGUUUAGAGACAGACUUUUCCCCUCUAUUACAUUCGGGUCACACUUUAUCCGCUGUCUGACAAGUCGUAGCUCUUCAUUUAUGAUCAGCUUAGCUGCUCAUUAGCCGUUAGCUCUCAGCGCUCUUUAAUUCAGGAUGUCCUGCAGUUUGCUGGAUUUUUGCCGCGUUCAAGAGCUCAAACAAGUCCGGGAUUUUCUCUUAAACAGUCAGAAAAAUCCCUCCACAGAUGACAACAAAGAGCAAACAGAGACAGAUUUAGAGUGGGAUGACUCAGAUUGGGGCUCCUGGGAGGCAGCGGACACCAAAGAAGAUGGAACCACGCCUGAUGAUGAUGUACAGCAGAACAGCGCCCCCUGGCUGCAGGACUGCAUGCUCGCUCUGUCACCGUGCUCAGACCUGCUGGUCAUCGCUCGAGACCACAAAGCUGCAUUUCUCUCUGCCAAAUGGCAGACAGACGCCACCGGAAAGGAGGAGAUGACUCUGGCUGUGACCUGGAGCGGCACGCUGAGCGCUGAGGACGGAGAGUGUGUGAGUAGUGUCAUCUGCAUCCCACUGGCCAGCCAGAAGAGGAGUUCUACAGGUCGUCCUGACUGGACCUGCAUCGUGGUCGGGUUCAGUUCCGGAUACGUUCGCUUCUACACAGAGAAUGGGGUUCUCCUCUUGGCUCAGCUGCUGAACGAAGACCCGGUUCUCAGACUGAAGUGUCGCACGUAUGAGAUCCCACGUCAUCCUGGAGUCACAGAACAGCAUGAGGAGUUGAGUAUUUUGUACCCAGCAGCCCUGGUUACCAUUGAUGGCUUCAGCCUCUUUCAGUCUCUACGUGCCUGCAGGAAUCAGGUCGCUAGAGCUGCUGCAGCAGGAAGUGAUGUCAUACAGCCUCCUCCUCUCACCUAUAAGAAGUGGGGACUGCAGGACAUGGACACCAUCGUGGACCACAGCAGUGUGGGCAUCAUGACUCUGAAUGUGUUUGAUCAGAUGAAGAACGCAUCGAUUCUCGGGGGUUUCCAUGCCUCAGUAAAGGGUAGUCCUCCCGCCAUGAGUCAGUAUAUAACGGUGGGAGGCGGUCCCUUCACCGGAUUCUUCUACGCCGUGGAGGGCAGUUCUCAGCCUCUCCUCUCCCACGUCGCUCUUGCUGUGGCCAGCAAACUCACUUCUGCCCUGUUCAGUGCUGCCAGUGGAUGGUUAGGGUGGAACAAGAACAAGACCGAAGAGGAGCCUGCUCAGAAACAGAAGCCUAAGGUGGAGCCAGCCACGCCCCUUCCUGUUAGGUUCGGUCUCCCUGAUUCCCGUCGUCAUGGCGAAUCCAUCUGUCUGUCGCCGUGCAACACCAUGGCAGGAGUGACGGACGACUUUGGCAGAGUGACGCUGCUGGAUGUGGCGCGUGGCAUCGCCAUCCGCAUGUGGAAGGGUUACCGUGACGCCCAGCUGGGCUGGGUACAGGUGUAUGAGGCUCGUGGAGACAGAGACAUGACCACUUCACCCUCCAUGCCCCGCCGCUGUGCUCAGUUCCUGGUGAUCUACGCCCCCCGCAGGGGCAUCCUGGAGGUGUGGGGCACUCAACACGGCCCCCGGGUCGGGGCUUUUACUGUAGGCAAACACUGCAGGUUGUUGUAUCCAGGUUACAGGUUAAUGGGAGUGAACAGUGUGACCAGUCAGGGUUGGCACUUACACACACAGCAGGUGUGUCUGUUUGACCCAGUCAACGGAGUGCUGCGUACCAUCACUGUACCGUUCCACCUGGCCCUCAGCGAUAAGAAGAGUGAGCGAGCCAAAGACAUGCAUCUGCUGAAAAGACUGAACGCUCUGCUCAGGAGCGCUGAUCCAGACCCAGAUCUUCUGGAGAGCGAGGCUCAGAGUGUCCUGCUGGAGAUCAAACACCCUGCGGUCAAAAAACAGGCGCUGGAGUCUCUGCUGUCCAGUAAGAACGCUCCAGUCUCAAGUCUGAUCAAGAUUACUCGAGCUUUACUGGAGAGCUUAAAAGAACAAGACCCUGAGGCAGUGGAUGAAUCAUUGCUGCAGUUGUGUUCCUCUCAGCUCAAACUGCUGCAGCUCUACACCGACGUUCAGCUCCUACACUCACCUGAUACCUCGCCCACUGAGCCUGAAUCUCUCUCAGUGCCUGGUAUUGAAGAUGACCUCACUCGAAUCGGACCAAUCCUGCGGCGUUAUGCCGAGCUAAACUCGCGCCCCUCCGUGUCAUUCGCUCAGGACGAGGCGGGACCGCUGCCAGUCAAAACCUUUCUGUCGCAGUUAGUGUGUGAGGGCGGCGAGCUGCGACUCCUCAGAGGCCCUGACACAGACUGGACGCAGCUAGGUAGCUUCCUGUUUUGGGGAUGUCUUUCUGGACAGAGUCCACUAGAGCGAGUGUGUGAGACGCUACAGCAGAGUGGCAUCAGCCCUCAGCAACUACUGUCUCUGCUGCUGACGGUGUGGCUGAACAGAGAGAAGGAGAUCUUGAAGAGAGCAGACGCUAUUAGGAACCUGCACACACUCCUCAACACACUCAGUUCUAUGAAAGGAGCGGUGGAUGAGUCAUGGGACGUGCAGUGUGUGUCCCCCUGGUGGCAGCAGGUCCGUAACGCUUGCGUUCAGUCGGAGAGCGCCGGCGCCGCCCUGCUGGCUGCGCUCAUCGCUCAUCGUGCUGCCAAGAGCUCCAUCACAAGCCUGGCAGAGAACAAGUUGCAGUCAGACUGGGAGUGUGUGUCUCUGGAGCUGGAGCAGUGGGUGGUGUGUGUGCGGCAGCUGGAGGACGUGUUGGCGUUGCAGACGUUGCUGAGCCUGCCGUCUCCUCAGGGAUCACCGGGGGGCGCCGUCCAGCGCUGCUCAGUCAAAGCACUGCUGGAGAGCGGAAGAGGUGGCGUAGCGGACAGCGUGGCGAAGCUGAUCUUCAGACAGGACGUCCCUCCUGGAGCACUGAAAGACAUUGUGCAGCGUCGGAUGAGUGAACAGUGCGAGGAACAGCGUGAGGAACAGCGUGAGGAACAGCGUGAGGAACAGCGUGAGGAACAGCGUGAGGAACAGCGUGAGGAACAGCGUGAGGAACAGCGUGAGGAACGUUCACAGCAGGAGACAGAGGAGAAGGAUGGCUUACACACACUGGAGGAGCUGCUGGUGUGUGUGUGUCAGCGUUUCCCCAACUCUCUCUCUCCUGAUGUGUUGUGGGCUCACUGUUGUUGGGAGUACGUGGUCCAGUGGAACAAAGACCCUGAGGUGGGCCGCUAUCUGGAGUGCUCGGUUGAGUAUCUGAAGAUGAUCUCCAGUCCUCACAUUCAGUUAGGAAUCUCCACCAUGAUGUGGAACACGUUUAUUGUGAAACGUUUCUCUGCAGCGGCCUUCUUAAUGGAAAAAGUGGGAAAAGCUCCAAAGGACAGACUGUGCAGACGCGAUGUAGGAAUGGGCGACGUAGCCAUGACCAGUUUCCUGGGCUCCUGUGUACAGCUGCUGCAGGCUCUGAUGGAGGUCUCGUCUUCCUCCUUUCUUCUUUCUUUUCCUCUUUUCUCCAAAGCGGACUCAGGGAUAGAGGAGGCGUGUGUGCCGGAGGUGUGUGUGGAGGAGGUGUGGGGCGGCGCUGAGGGUCCGGCCUCCAUAGCGGAGUUAGCGCUGCAGCAGAGGGCGGUGCAUUACCCGCUGGUGCAGCAUCACUGCCUGUUAGCGUCACUGCUGCACGCCGCCAUGAGCUUCUCACUGCGCCUCAAACCCCUCAGCCUCUUCGACACCAAGGGAAAGAAUGCGUUUUUCCGGGAGCUGACCUCGAUCCAGCUGCUGCCCAGCGGAGACAUGGACCCCAGUCUGGUGGCUCUGAGACAGGAAUUUCUGCUGAGUGUGUUGACAGCCUGGGUGAAGGCUCUGGGUAUGGAGGAGGAGGAACAGAAGGAGGAAGGUGGUGUCUCUGUUAAAGCAGGAGUCAGGGAGCUGGCAUGGAUGGAGACGUGUAUGGAGCUGGCCUCACUGCUGCAGCUGAACGCUGAUGUUCUGCGCAGACACCUCAUCUGUGAGCUGUAUAACCAGGGCCUGGACCUACGUGCUGAGGAGGUGAUGUUGGAGGUGGAGGAUAAGGAUGUGUUGGGUUCUCAGCUCUUGGUUCUGAUUGGUCAGCGCAUGGCCUACUCUCUGUUUCACUCUCAAACUCAGACCAAAGCCAGCAUGGAGCUCCUCGCACGUCUUCCCCCCACCCUCUGUACCUGGCUCAAAGCUAUGGACCCAAGUGAUCUCCGGCGUCCCUCUGUGCCUCUGCAGCAGAUCAGCCGCCUGGUGAGCCGCGUGAUCGAGAUGCUGCCAGAGAAACACGCGCAGUACAACAUGGCACUGCAUCUGCUGGAGGCGGUGGACAUGCUGCAGGAGGACGAGUGAGAAAGAGAGAGAGAGAGAGAAACUAUCACAGAAAGAGAUGGGGAGAGUGGGGGUACUCGGCGAAUAUUUCCAUGUAAUUUCCAUUCAGUCACUUUAUAAGUGCAGGUGUGUAAUUUUAACACAGAUUCCACUUUUCCCCAGACGUAGCCAAUCAGUCAGGACGUGUUCAGAGAGUUCUUUAGUUUCGUACUGGAGCUAAUUACGCUAAUGUUGCUAACAAGUAAUGGAUUUCAUCCAAAAAUCAUUUUCACUUUCGUAUAUCCUCUCCCAGAGCUCUAUAAAAAAAACACUCUGUGUUGUGCUCUUAUAGGAAAAUAAUCAGCAGUGGAAUGGAAUGAUGAUGAUAAUGCAGAUGCAGAGUCUUGUACCACACCAAUUUGCCUGCACUUUCAAUUUUUGUAGUUAAAGAACAACAUUUUGUACUUCUGUGUGUUUAGUUAAAUGUAGUGGAAAAUCCACAAAACAAAUAUCUCUAAACCUAAAGCUACAGCUUUACCUCUGAUUGUUACAAGCCCUUGUGAAUGAGCUGUUACUAUAGAAACGACAAUGAGCGCAUUAAUAUAAACCUGCGAAAAUGAAUCGACACCUUCUGACCAAUCAGAAUGAAGAAUUCAACAGCGCUGUGGUAUAAAUUACCAUUAAUCUACAUCAGCUAUGUAAUUUCACUGUCAAACUCUUAAUGCUUUGCAACAUGGCCGCCUCUAUAACGUUCCAGUGUGAUGUUUACUCCACGUUUACGAUUUAUUUUUACAGAAAAUAACUUGCGCUAAACAGACUUUGCGUACUUUGAGCAGUAGCUGCAUUAGCGUCGUAGCUUCUGUGCAAAACCUGAGACACUAAGCACGUCUUGACUGAUGGACUGGAACUGGUCUGAGGAAGGAAAUGCGUAAAUGACUAUAAAGAGACAGGCUUAUAUUCGGUUCCAUUUCAUAUUUUAAUGGAAUAAAAGGGGGUUAAAGAGAAAGCAAGUGUGUGAGAGUGAGAAUGUGAGAGAGUGAGAGUGUGUGUGUGUUAGAUGAUCAGUGUUUGCAGUUCUAUGCAUUUUAAUCGUGAACAGUGUGUUUGUUUAAAAGCCCAGCCUUAGUGCUCAAUGCUGCUAAUACAAUAUGCAGUACUUCAUUAUAUACGCUCUGUGUUACUGUUAGUGGACAGAGUAAAGGGUCAGGGGGCAUAAACAUUAGUCACAACUCAUUUCCUGAAAGAAGAGAGCGUUUAAUUUCAUUAUCAGUAGUAAUAUGUGGAGUUUUGUUUUGUCCUUUUACUCAGUCAGUGAUCUCUCGGGUGCCAUUUUAACGGUACGGUAACAUCACCGUCCUUCUCUCUUUAUUAUUCUUUCUUUCUUUCCUUCUUCCUGUUGCCAGAAUGGAGUUUGUAUUGUAAAUGUAAUUUAUGUGUCUAUUAUGAAUCCGGUAGUUACGCCUGAGACAGAGGUAUAUUAUGCAGAAUAGCCGCUCUACGCUCACACACUUCACUCCGCACGGUGCUGCUGUUUCUUAUUGUACAGAGCCAAAUACACUAAAAGUGCUAUAUAAAAGAUUAAACACGUAACCACAGUUUUGGGUUUUGCUUCGAGUCUUGCUGUUCUUAAUGAGUGUUAAUUAUGUUUGCUAUGAGUAGCAAAAAAAAAAUAAAUUACAACUUGUUAAUAGACUUUA
This is a messenger RNA of Pangasianodon hypophthalmus (striped catfish), 6160 nucleotides long. It is a transcript of the gene rab3gap2, whose product is annotated as RAB3 GTPase activating protein subunit 2 (non-catalytic). The record is from RefSeq and is a predicted model, not a curated record. Bases 291 to 4505 code for a protein of 1404 amino acids. The transcript is spliced from 35 exons. Lineage: Eukaryota; Metazoa; Chordata; Actinopteri; Siluriformes; Pangasiidae. Gene Ontology annotation, biological process: regulation of GTPase activity.